Molecule: messenger RNA, 4701 nt
Organism: Tachyglossus aculeatus (Australian echidna)
Lineage: Eukaryota; Metazoa; Chordata; Mammalia; Monotremata; Tachyglossidae
Gene: WDR97
Product: WD repeat domain 97
Exons: 25
Coding region: 128-4621 (1497 amino acids)
Molecular function (GO): protein binding
Source: RefSeq, a predicted model, not a curated record
GGUCCUCAACCCCCAAGUCCCACGCCAUCUGAGAUGGGCAUCGUCCCCUCCGUGGGACCCCAGCUUUAGUUGCACCCCAGCCCCCGGUGCCUGAGGAAGCUUCAGCCUCAGGUUCUCCGGCCACCAGAUGCGGAAGGCGGAGCGGCGGCUGUCUCAUCUGACCCAAGGCCUGGAGCUGGUGCGGCGUCUGGAGGUGGCGGCGGGGCUGCGGGCGGCGGCGCAGGACGCGGCGGGCGGGCGGCUGGUGCUGCUGGAGGCCGGGGGCCGCCGGCUGCUGGUGCACGGCGAGGACGGCUGGGCCCGGGGCAGCGCCCCGGCCCCGGUACAGCUGUCCGGGCUGGUGGCCCUGCCGCUGCCGCCCCAGGGCCUCUAUCACUUCGUGGGCUGGGGGCCGGCGGGGCUGGCCCUGCUGGGCCCGGACCUGCGGUUACUGUCGCUCAGCACGCUUCCCGCGGCCCGGGCCCUCUGCUGCUGCGCCCUGGUGCCCGAGUCCGGGCUACUGGUGGCCGGGGGCCCGGAAGGCCUGACGCUCUGGGAGCUCCGAGCGGGGGGCCGUCGGCUGGCUCUCCGCCGGCACCUAGAGCCGACCUCCUCCUCCUCCUCCGCCGACGGGCUCCCCGGACCCUUGGCCCGCCUGGCGUUGAAGCUGCCCGCCCCUCCCGGGGCCCUCCCUCUUUGCUUCGCCACUUACGGGUCGGCCUUGGCCACCUUCGACCUCGAGAAGGGGCUGAGGCUGGACGUGCGCAGGGAGCUGCAUAAGACCACCAUCUCGGAUGUGGCGUACUGCGAGGCGGCCGGCGCCGUGGUCACCGCGUCCCGGGACAGCACGGUCAAAGUGUGGGAGGCCCAGUGGCAGCUCCGGAAAGUCUUCGUGGGGCACAUGGGCCCGGUGACCGCCCUGGCCGUCCUGCCCUCGACGCCGCGGGUGCUGUCCGCCUCCCGAGACGGGACGCUGCGCACGUGGGACCUGGACGCCGGCGAACAGGUCGGGGAGGUGACGCUGCAGGCCGGGGCCGGGGCGGCCCACCCCGAGGUGACCCGGCUGCUGCCCCCGGCCCGGCCCGGGGCGCCGGUGGUGGCCCUGGGGCCGGCGUGGGUGGAGCUGUGGCGGCUGCGGGAGCUGUACGUGCCCUUGGCCGCCCUGCCCGCCCCGGUGCUGGCCCUGCAGGCCGCGCCCCCGAUCUGCGCCGCCCCGCGGGCCGCCUUCCCGCGGCGCCUGCUCUGCCUGUGCCGGGACCGGUCGGUGCGGCUGCUGGCCGCCCCGUCCGGCCGGCCAGUGGCCGCCCUGCAGCUCGACGACGGCCCCGCGGGCUCCCCCGCGGCCGCGGCCUACUGCCUGGUCCGAGAGACCCUGCUCGUUCUGACGGGCGGCGGCGGCCUGCUGAGGGUCAACGUGGCGGUCAGCCCCGUGCAGGUGGUGCAGCGCGUCGCCCCGCCUCCGGCCCCGGCCCCCCGGCCCUGCCGCCUCCACCUCUACCACCAUCUGCCCGACCCCGCCGCCGCCCAAGCCUCCUGGAGCGACGUCCGGCUCCGCGGGCGGGAGCUCAGGAGGCGCAGCUGUAAGCCCCUGAACUUCCAAGACAGGAAUCGGUUCCUGCCGGUGCUGGGCUAUGAGGACGGGUCGCUGAGCGUGCUGGACUGGCUCUCUGCCCGCCCGCUCUUCCACACGGCAGCUCACGGCCCCGGCCCCGUCAGCGUUCUGGCCUCCUGCGCCCAAACUCUCUUAUCCACCGGGGCAGACCUGACGGUGAAGAUGUGGCGGGUGUACCCGUACGCGGAGGAGAGCCUGACCCUUCUGCGCAGCUUCCCUUGCUGCCACCCAGCCGUGGGCCUCUGCCUGCUCGGGACCCAACUCACCGUGGCCUUCGAGGCGCCGGGCAGCGCCACGUACGGCCUCGUCCAGUACGGGCUGCAGGACGGGGCGCGGCGGGAUCACCGGCCCCAGGACGACCCCACCGAUCACAUCACCGGCCUGUGCUGCUGCCCAGCCCUCCGGAUCUACGCCUGCUCCAGCCUGGACCGCACCGUCCGGAUCUGGACGGCCCAGAACCAGCUGCUCAGGAUCCUGUAUCUGGAUACCGCGCCGCAGGAUAUGACCUUCUGCAAUGACAAGGGGGACCUGGUGCUGGCUUUAGGCUCCCACCUCUGCUUACUGCCCCACACGGUCUAUCUUCCCACGGCCUACUUGAUUAAGGUCACGUGCCAGCAGCAGCCGGAGUCCCCGGAAGAGCCGCCACCUCCGUCUUCCAGCGAGAAGGUGCUGACCCCUGCUCAUCACCCGCGCCCGAGCCCCGCGGCCUCAUCUUCCGGCCGGUUGCCUCAGGAGCCAGGGAGUCAGCCGGAGGGCGGAGAGGAGGAACCGAAGGAACUGGAGGACCGGGAGGCCUGCGCCCAUCUGGCCGCUCGGAACCAAGACCUACAGCUCCUGGCACAGGGUCAGGUGUCCCCCACGGUCUCCCCAGCUCCCCGCACUCGCCGGCUGCAGGACGAAGCCUUCCACAGCUACCUGGCCCUGCUGUAUGGUCCGGCGCUGCCCAUCCCGCCGCCUGGCCAUUCAGACCCCCCACUCCCACCCAAGGAGGGAUACAGGGCCCAGGGCUCAGGCUCUGUCUGGACCAUUCCGGAGUUCUGGGAACACCAUCUAGACCUUUUCCCAGCUGCCCCUCGCUCUGGCUCCCGAGGGCCACAGAUGUCGCUGACCAAAGCGGAGGGUCCAGAGGCCCUGGUCCCCAGAGUGGCCAUGCCUGACUGGGCCCAGAGCCCAGCCUCCACAGCUCUUGGGAAAAAGUCCCGUCAGUCCCGUCGCUCCCCGGGGAUGAAGGAUCUGGAACCCCCAGCCCUCCAGCUCCACAGCGCAGCUUCCCUGUUGCUGGCGAAGGGCUCUCUGUGCUCCAAGCUGGGUCUGUCCCUGGACCUGCAGCUGGCAGACAUGCCCCCCCCCGGCUCCUCCGAGUCCUCUGCCCACUCCGGGAUCCCGGGGCUCCUCGGCCGUCGAGCCCCCAGCACCGCAGUCCCCGUCCAGCGUGAGGCCUCCGCACCGACUCGGACGGAGCUCUCUCACAGCGGCCCAGGGUCCAGUCCCAGUCCUCCCGGGCUUCUUCCCAGCGGCCCGCCGGACCUACGGGGCCAGCUCAGCCCUCCAGGCCUCCCUGCUCCUCCCCAGAACAUCCUGUCCCUCAGCCUUGAGCCCAAGUCCGGCUUUGGGCCGUCGACCCUGUGCGGGUGGGCACGCCAGCCGGCACCCUGCAUCCUCCCUGGCUUCGUCCCUAACUCCGUGGUCCUGCAGCAGUUGUGGCCCCAGAAGGAGAUGGGGGGCCCGGGGAAGGCCACGGUCCUGGCACCCCUCGGCGCUCUCCAACGGCAGUAUGAGAUGGAGGAACAGCUGAGCAGGGAGCGGCAGCGGCGACUGCUCUAUCUGCGACCACGCCGCGGUGGAGAGGAGCAGGAGCAACCACAGCAGGAAGAGGAGGAAGAGGAAGAAGAGGAAGAGCAGGAGGAGGAGCAGGAGGAGGAGGACUACGAUAGCCUUGAAGAGUGGGAGCUGGACGUCUCGAGCACCACAUCCUUUUCCCAGACUCCCUCACGGCAGGGCUCCCUCUCCAGCCCCUCGUUGCCCUCCUUCCUGCUGCCUUACCUGGCCAGCGAGUGGUUCCAGAAACUCUUUCCCGGCUUCAGCCUCCAGGCGUUCCCGGAGGCCAGCUCCCUUUCGGGCCUGGUGAACCUGCUGCUGGGGACGUUGCCGGGGGCCGCCUGGGCCGAGGCCGCGGAUGUGCUGCAGGCGCUGCUGUUCCUGUUGCCCCAACUCUCGCUCGACCAGAGACGGGAGCUGCAGGACCUGCUGUUCAGCCUGCUCAAUCAGGAGCCCCCACCAGGCCUGCUGGCGGAGGAUGAAAAGAGGUUCGUUCUGCUGGCGCUGCACGUUCUGAUGGAGCUGGGAGAUGGCACGAAGGAGGUGGUGCUGGAGCUGAUGGCGUACUUCCUCUCUUCCCCCAUUACCCAGAGGGCGAUCCUGUGGGCCUUGCUGGGAGAACUCGGCCUGCGGGACCCACACGGCUUCCUGCGCCGGGAGAUGGAGGGCUGGGUGCAGGCCGAAGCCAACGCCAGCAAGGCCAGGCUGAAGGCCCUUUGUGAGCACCACCUGGACGGCAUGAUCCAGGAGCUGAAGGCUCACCGGAAGAACAAGCGCUCACUUCCCGAGGGGGCUUCCCAGCAGCCCCCGGAGCCUCAGGACCCCUUAGUCCGGCCAAUCGACGCCCUCAACUUCUUCUGCGAGCAGAAGCUGGAGGCCCUGCUGCGGAAGGAGAUCCAGGCCCACCAGGCCCCCAAUGCGGUCGUCCCCCUGCCCUGGACCUCACGGAGCCGCCCCCUCCCACGCCUCCAGGAGACUAAAGUGCUGCCCCGCAGGGUGGCCCAAAAUGGCCACUGGCUGCCCCCGCUCCCGCCGGGGCCGCUCCUGUCGGGCUUCGUCCGCGCCCUGAAGCUGCCGCUGCCACGUGUGGAGCCUCUGCCCUUCCCGCCGGGCUGGCCGCUGGCCACCCGCCCCCUGCCACCCCUUCUCCUGGAGCCAACCCUGCAGCGCUACUUCCUGCCGCACAGCACCCACCCGGACAGUUACCCCUGACCCCGGCCCUGCCACCGCGGGAUGCCCCGGGACCCCUCCCCGCUGAGGGUGGGAGCGGGGGGCUCCUGGAGAGAAUAAAC